AUGCCUGAACCCGAGUAUAAAGAGAUCGCUCGCCGGAAGCAGGCACAGCUCCAGUCGAAGAUACCGCAAGGCUGGCGUCUCCCUGCCCAGUGGAUACCUGCUGGUAUUCUUUCAGUCGAUGAAUCAAUCACAAACACUCGUUCCUAUGACCAGUCAGACAUUACUGAUAUCCCAAGGCAGUGUGGUUUGCUCACAGCCAGAGAACUCGAAAUCACCGAGGCAUGGGACGCUAAGGGGAUACUUAUAGAGAUAGCAAACGGGAAGCUGUCCUGUAAGGAUGUUUGUCAAGCAUUUUGUAAACGUGCUGCAAUUGCACACCAGCUUACUCGGUGCCUUACAGAGCCACUGUUUGAUGACGCCAUGAAGCGUGCAGAGAAGCUAGACGAUCAUUUCAAGCGCACGGGAACGACAUAUGGCCCUCUGCACGGUUUACCAAUAUCCGUCAAAGAUACUUUUGAUAUUGAAGGUGUCGACUCUACUACCGGACUAGCAGCCCUUGGAUUCAAACCAGCAAAGCAGAAUGCUCCUUUGGUGGACCUUCUUUACUCUCUUGGAGCAGUCAUCGUGGGGAAGACAAAUGUUCCCCAGACUCUAGGCGCCUUAGAUAGCGUCAAUAACCUCUUCGGUCGAACUCUGAAUCCACUGAAUCGGAAGCUGACUGCUGGAGGUAGCUCUGGUGGAGAGGCUGUCAUGGUCUUGCUGCGAGGCUCUAUGAUUGGCAUUGGAACCGACAUUGGUGGCAGCAUCCGUAUCCCUGCUAUGUGUGAGGGCCUCUAUGGCUUCAAACCCAGCGUUGGCCGUGUCCCGUACGGUGGACAGGAAUCUUGUUCUGUCCCUGGCCAUAGUAGGACAAGCAUCCAGGCGGUUGCAGGGCCACUGGCCAGAUCUAUGGAUGACAUCAAUGUCUUGAUGAAAGAAAUAGUCCCUCGAUCAGCCUUUUGGGGCGAAGACUGUAUUCCGGGUCAGUGGGUAUCAGAAACCCCGGAAAAGCCAUCCAAGCUUACUGUUGGAAUACUACGAUCCGAUGGCCGAAUUCCUCCUUUACCUCCUAUCGCAAAGGUGUUAGAAGAGGUUGCUGAAACUCUUUGCAACACUAACGGGAUAGAAGUUGUUGAAAUACCAAUUCUCCCCGAAUUAGGGGAAUGCCAAGCUGUAACAAACGCGCUGAUGGGUGUCGAUGGUGGUCAGCAUAUGAUGGACCUGUUAGAAAGCGCCUCAGAAGAGCUCAUUCCAUGGCUAAAGAGCCGAGUCAAACGAGGAACUCCAAAGUCUAUUGACGAGCUUUCUAAAAUCCAAGCAAAACGCUCCCAUAUCGAAAGACAGCUUAUGAAGAUGUGGACUUGUCCAGGAACUGACAAAACUCGUCGUGUUGAUGCUAUAAUCCACCCUGUUGCUCCCCACCCCGUACCAGAAAUUGACCGCUAUAAUGCGGUCGGAUAUACUUCAUCUUUUGUCCUAGUUGAUUAUCCUGCUGGCAAUCUUCCAGUUCGCAAAUUCACCGAGCAGGACCUGGAAAUUGGCAAGGAGAUGGAUUCUAAGAUCCUGUCUAGCUGGGAUAAGAGAAACAGAGAAUUAUGGAAUUCAUCCACUGUUAAUCGCCGGGUCUACCUUGAUUCUCCCCUUUCGAUCCAAGUUCUCACUCCGAGAUUACAUGAUUAUGAUCUCUACUAUGCAAUGGACACCAUAGACAAAGCGUUGAAGAACAGAAAGCGUGUUGCUUCACAAUUAUAA
Messenger RNA from Nannizzia gypsea CBS 118893, 1731 nucleotides. RefSeq names its product acetamidase. Lineage: Eukaryota; Fungi; Ascomycota; Eurotiomycetes; Onygenales; Arthrodermataceae. The record is from RefSeq and is a predicted model, not a curated record. The transcript has 3 exons. Bases 1 to 1731 code for a protein of 576 amino acids.